CUGCCACCAUCGACUGGGGAAGGGCGGGUUCCGAGCUGGACUGUAAUCUGCCCACAUUGCUCCAUCCGGAUAGGUGCCACCCCCGCAAGGGACGGAGGGCCGGCUUCCGUCCCCCUAUAAAUCUCCCGUCCGCCAUCCUCAAGUCCACACCCCUCACCCUCGCUCCCAUCUCUCGCCCAAAAUGCCUGCUUCACAGUAUGUUACGCUCAACACCGGCGCCCAGGUCCCUACUCUUGGUCUCGGGACGUGGAAGUCCGCCCCGGGUGCCGUAGAGAAGGCCGUCGAGGUCGCGCUCAAAAGCGGCUACAGGCACAUCGACACCGCCCAGGCAUACGCGAACGAGAGGGAGGUCGGCGAGGGCAUCAAGCGCUCCGGCGUGCCGCGCGAGGACAUCUUCCUCACGACCAAGCUCAACAACACCGAGCAAGCGGACCCGCUCGCGGGCCUGCAAAAGUCGCUCGCCGCGCUCGAGACGCCGUACCUCGACCUCUGGCUGAUGCACUGGCCGUGCCCGAUGAAGGACGGCAAGCCCGACCGCUCGCUGAACUGGCUCGACACCUGGAAGGGCAUGGAGGCCGUGUACAAGGCGCACCCGGACAAGGUCCGCGCGAUCGGCGUGAGCAACGUGAGCGUCCCGUUCCUCGCGGAGCUCCUCGCGAUCGCGUCCGUCGUGCCCGCGGUCAACCAGAUCGAGAGCCACCCGAGCCUGGCGCAGGAGGAGCUCGUGGAGCUGUGCAGGUCGAAGGGGAUCGCGAUCACGGCGUACUCGCCCCUGGGAUCGGACAACGCCCCGCUCGGUGCGCACCCCGUCGUGAAGGAGAUCGCGGCGAAGCACGGCGUGACGCCGCACAACAUCCUCGUCUCCUUCCACGCGAACCGGCCUGGCGUGAACGUGAUCCCGAAGUCGGUCACGCCCGAGCGGAUCGUCGCGAACAUGAAGAUCGUCGACCUCGCGCCGGAGGAGGUCCAGCAGCUGUUCGACAUCGAGAAGGAGGGCUUGCGCCGCGUCUGCAAGCCGUUCUGGACUGGCUACGGCGACAUCGGCUUUGCAGACUGCAAGCAGUGAGCCGCGCUCCUGCUUGCGAUCUUCUGUGGGGCGAUAGAAAAUUGGAGACGAAUAUAUGUGUUGUAGGUAUCAUGUUACAGUGGUCUGACGGCGCUCGUGUUGGUCGGGAAGCCAUUGACGCUCUCAAUUGAAC
Molecule: messenger RNA, 1199 nt
Organism: Rhodofomes roseus
Lineage: Eukaryota; Fungi; Basidiomycota; Agaricomycetes; Polyporales; Fomitopsidaceae
Product: Aldo/keto reductase
Exons: 4
Coding region: 182-1066 (294 amino acids)
Cellular component (GO): cytosol
Molecular function (GO): aldose reductase (NADPH) activity
Source: RefSeq, a predicted model, not a curated record